AUUUGGACACUGUCUGACUCCCCUCGGUUGGUGUGAGACUGUCUUUUUGUGGGAGCGCGCUUUGGAACGCGCACACUGCAAAGCGUCCUUUUCGUUUCCAUGGAGACCUCGGACGGUAACAGAACACGGAGGAAAAGGUGUCCGAUUCCGAGUCUAGUUUUGAACACCAGAAUUUCACCUUUAACUCUUGAGCGACGUGUUUUGGACAUUUAAUAAACUCUGAAAUCUGCCAGGAUUAUCGUUUCGGUGAUUUGCCGUGGUACAGCUGUAUGACCCUGGAAGUUUCCUCCUGGGAGAGAAAUGGAGAAUAGCUCUCAUAUACUGCCACCUUCGUCACCAUGUCCUUCCACUUUUGGAGGGUCCCUGCCUUUUUCCUCCUCGCCGCAGCAAACCUGCUCAGAUGGCCGUGUUUCACUCCCGCUUUCACCUAUUUCAUUCCCCCCAUCUCCUACCUCACUUUCUCCAGCAACAGGAGAGUCUAGUGACUCUUCCUCGCCUCUUUUACACUGCACAGCAUCUCAGUGUUUUGAGGGACAAAACAUUCAGUGCCUCAUUCCUGCAAACAUAACUGACCAGGAUGACCUGACCUGCCUCAACUGGCUGCAUCAGAGAGGUAACCUCCUACCGCUGCAGCCCCUUCCCAAAAUGACGCCACUGCCUCAGCUAGAGUCCUCCGCACCUACCCAAGUUCUUCCUUCUGCCACGUCCAAGCCACCGUACUCCUUCAGUAGUCUGAUUUUCAUGGCAAUAGAAGACUCACCUGACAGGAGGCUUCCAGUGAAGGACAUCUAUGUUUGGAUUGUGAACAAUUUCCCCUACUACAGAACAGCUUCUGGAGGCUGGAGGAACUCGGUUCGACACAACUUGUCCCUGAGCAAGAGCUUUCGUCGCAUUCAGAGGGACAAGAGCCAGUCAGUGGGGAAGGGAUCUCUGUGGUGUGUGUGUCCCGAGUAUCGACCGGUGCUCCUCGAGGUGCUGAGGAAGACCCACAGUUAUCACAGCACCAACAUCAAUUUGUUAAAUAAGCCUGCAUUGUUGGAAGGAGCUGAAUUUGGGGUGCCUGCAGUGUGCGACUCUAUGGAAAUGUCAGAUCCUCUCUCUCACACCCUUCUUUCCACGCCCUCAUCCCAAAUCCUGACCACUGAUAAUUCAACUUUCUCUGAAAACCCACCAUGCCCUUUGACUCCGGAUCACGAGGAGCUUGUAACAAUGGAGUCAGUUGAAUACCACCAGGAGGAGAUCAGCGAGGAGAUGGAGAAGGACCCCCUGUCAGACAGCGGGUAUAUUGAGUUACACUAUUACCAGUCUCACCAUUACCAGUACCUGGUCCUGCCAGGUGACACAGAGUUGGACCUGGAGACUGUGGAGAUCCUUCAGCUUGAUGCCGAGGCCCAGGAGGCAGCUGGGUCACUGCUGGACCUAGCAGGUGGUGGAUAUUAAUGUUAUGUCCAAUUUAACAAUCACAACUGAUGCAAUGCUUCAAUUCUUUGUAAGCAAAUACUUCAACAAAGCAACAUAAACGGGGAUUUAUGUUUUAAAGUCUUAAGUGAUAAUGGAUGGAGUGAUAAUGUUUGGCAAAUCGGCUGCAUCUCCCUGAGACAUUGACACUGCCCUAAGGCUUGUUUUGUAGUUAGGUAAAAAUAUACAGUAGAUCACCAUUUUGAUGGACUAACAGACAAUGGAUCACAUACGUGUUCAGGCACUUUCAAUGCAGAAGCUGAUUUUAUCACUAUCCCAUACAUAUAAUCACAUCCUGGACAAAGACUUGCGAGUGUAAUGUUGAACUGAAAAAUGCGGACAAAAUUAUUCAUUGAGAUUUCAAAACUGAGGGGAAAGUAUUAAUAGAGUAUGAUUUGCAUUACAUUAGGUUUUCCACUGUGAUUUUUUUUUUAACACAAGUUCAUUCUCAGGGGUGGAAAAAGUGUUUCUAACUCAAGUAGAAGUAUGUUUCUCAAUUAAGAUGUUUCCCAAGUUAGGGUUAGUUAAAAAGUUAAUAAGUUAAGAUUAAUAUAGCGUUGAUUACCAUUUCAAUAUGAACAGGUUUUAACAAACAUUUCUUCUCCAAUUCUUUAAAGUGGUGUCCAUAUUUUCUUUAUAAAAGGGUUUUCAUGGGGGUUACUUUAUGAAGAAAACAAAUUACAAACAAACCUAAGAUGAGUAUCUUGCCCCUAUUACUGUAACUUAUUGAGAAAAUACUGCCUUUGAAAUAGUUGAGUAUAAUACUUAAAAAAUACUUAAUGUAUGAUGUAGUUGCAAAUGUAGAUUGCGCUUAAAAAGUGGGAAAGCACUUCUCAAUUACAACAAUAUAAGUACUCUCAAUUGUAUUUCUCAAUUAAUUUCUUUACACCCAUUGUCAUUCUUCAGAUAAUGUUUGCUAGAAUUGAUUUUUUGUACAUGAUUUUAUGUUAAGUGAAUGUCUUUACAUGUUUGUGAAUUUUAAAACCUAGAUAUAUGAUCUUGUAAGCUAAGCUAAAUUGUCUUCAAUCAGGAAUAGUUUGAUUGGAAUUUUGAGUUAAAAUGCAAAAUGAACUCACUGCCAUUUAAACCACUUGACAAUUCAGGGUACACUGAAUUUCUGUUUGUAAAUUAGAGUUAGAUUUUGAACGCUAACAAAUAAUAUCUGUCAUGCCGUUCUUGUGAAUUAAAUUACCUGUUUUUUAUGUUCA
Messenger RNA from Etheostoma cragini (Arkansas darter), 2666 nucleotides. RefSeq names its product forkhead box protein N2. Gene Ontology annotation, cellular component: nucleus. NCBI's taxonomy places the organism in Eukaryota, Metazoa, Chordata, Actinopteri, Perciformes, Percidae. Gene Ontology annotation, biological process: regulation of DNA-templated transcription. The record is from RefSeq and is a predicted model, not a curated record. The transcript is spliced from 5 exons. Gene Ontology annotation, molecular function: cis-regulatory region sequence-specific DNA binding; DNA-binding transcription factor activity. Bases 301 to 1440 code for a protein of 379 amino acids.